Molecule: messenger RNA, 2739 nt
Organism: Misgurnus anguillicaudatus (oriental weatherfish)
Lineage: Eukaryota; Metazoa; Chordata; Actinopteri; Cypriniformes; Cobitidae
Source: RefSeq, a predicted model, not a curated record
AUUGAAUUUCGAACCAACCAAUAGGAUGCCAUAUAAAAGUUUAAAGGCGGGACUUAUGCUGUCAGGCGUGUCUCUGAUUGGUGGCUAUUGUUGUCAAUGCGAGAGUCUACCGGGUGUCGCAAACAACAUUGGACUGGGGACGCAACGUUGAAUUGAGUCCAGACACAUCUAACUGAAGCGAUGAAAACACGCGCGUCUUCCCCGCCUAUCCAUGUUCAUGUCCCAGACUCAACAUCUGUUCAUGUUCACCUGAAGAAGAGUCCACAGAAGAGCACAACUGUGCCACAUGUACAGGGUAAAGUUGGCAAUCUGCGAUCUACUUCCAGCGUAAAGGUCCGAGUUCCCUGGGUUCCUCCUGGAAAGGCCCCGAGAAGAAGAGACUACAAGUGGGAGGGGACAACACGCUGCUUAGAGGUGACAACAGGACCGGACGCUGACCUUUCCUCACCUCCUCUGCGGCUCACUGACCUGUCAAGUGAAGAGAAUAAUGCUAGAGGAGCAACUGGCAACAUUUCUGAAUAUGAAAGAAAAAUUGAAAGUCUUAUGUAUGAGGUUGACGGUAUUAAAAGUAAGGUGAAGUUACAGCAAACAGAAGACCAGCUCAUGCACCAAUCACUGCAGUUGAAUGCCUGUCGACGUGUUAUUGACCAGCAGGAAGAAAAACUUGAGGAAGCCAGUAGGGAAUUAAGAAGGUCAAGGCGUGAAAAUUCUAACCUGUGUAGCACUGUAGAUGGACCGCAGGGUGGGCCUGGACAAAUUAGGUCAGAAACAGAAGCUCCACACCAGGAGAUAGAAACUCUGCUUAGGAAACUGGUGGAGGCUGAGAUAGAUGGGCAGGCUGUGGCCAAACAAGUGGUGCUUCUGAGGGAAACUAUAGGAAAACUUAGGAAGGACAAAAAACAGUCAAAGACACAUUUUGAUCAGGUGGAGCGUCAACAUGAGCUAAUAGAGCAGAAGUUGGAUGCUUUCGAGAAGACAAACCGCACCCUCCGACGACUUCUGAGAGAGCAGCAUGGACAUGAGACAGAUGCGCUGAGGAUGUCAGAUGAGAGGGAGAUACUGAUGAGAAAACUUGCUGAAUCUGAGUCUGAAAGAAGGAAGCUUGAGGCUAAACUCAAUACUAAAGAAAGAGAAUCCGAUCAGCUAGCUGAGAAUUUGGAAACUGAAAGGGACCAUUUAAGGACCACAGGAGACCUCUCCAAGGUACUUGAAUCCACUCGUAGUCGUCUGCAGAGCCAACUACGCAAGAAAGAGGCUGAAAAUAACCGUCUGGAAGCUCAGAUUCAAAGGCUGGAGGGAACAAUGCAGAAGCAGCAGGAAGAGGUUCAAGGUUUGCUGGAACAGAUGAAGCAGCUGGAGAAACACUGUGAAGGAGACAGAGACAUCCACAAACAGAUCCUGGAGGAACAGAGAAAACGUGCUGAACAAAGUAUGAACACAGCAACCCAGCUCUCGGAACAAAUUCUGGAGAAGGAGGCUCAGUUAGCAGAGGCGCUCUCCACAGCUGAGGAGCUUCGGCAACAUUGCUCCAAACAGAGCAGAGAAAAGAGCCAGCUUGAGUUAGAGAUCACAACAUUAAAUAAUCACCUCACCGAGUUGACCGAACAGCUGCGCAGUUGUGAGGCGAAGUCCAGGGCAGAGAGAGAAGGCCUUCUCAGCCGCCUGCAUUCACUUACCUCAGAUACCACAUCUGCUAAACUAGAGAACCAAAGACUCAAGACCACUCUGUCAGCCACAGAAGACAGGCUCUCUUCGUCUUAUUCAGAGGUGCAGCAGCUGAAGAUCUCACUGAAGGACUUUGACAGUCUAGUAGAGGGUUACAAGAGCCAGUUACAAAAGAUGCGUUUGGAAUCAGAGGAAUACUCACUGAGACUGGAGCUAGCGGAGAAGGAGGCUCGGAGUGAUCGUGCCGAGGUGGAGAGAGAGGUGGAUCAGGGCCGCAAGCAGCUCCAGGCCCGGCUGAAGGAGAUGGAAGUGCUGCAUGGAGCUUUUAAGCGCACAGAAGAGGAACUCAGAGAGACCAGAGAGAACAUGAACAUCCAGGACAGAAAAUAUGCGGAGCAGACCAGCACCCUGUCGGAGCUCAGGAUCAAGAUGGAACAGCAGGGUUGUAAAAUAGAGACACUCCAGGAAAACAACUUAUUUGUACUUGAAGAGAACAAGAAGCUAAAAUGCACCGUGGAGAGCAUGGAAAGGAAGAUGGAAGAGGUGAACAUUCAAAACAGGGAUCUGAUACAAGUUAUCGCAAAGAGGGAAGAGACCAUUCACAACACACAGCUGCGUCUGGAGGACAAAACACAGGAAUGCGACUCCCUCUACAGACAGGUGGAGCAGGCCAGAGAGGAAGCACAGAGACAGGUGGACCAGAGCCUCGAGCGGAUGCUGUCCAAAGAACGGUCAGCUCAGUCCAAAAAGCUGGACUUGGAGACCCAGCUAAGCGUGGCUAAAACUGAGCUGGGUCAGCUACGCCGCAGCAAAGAUGAUAUGGAGAAGCGAUUUCAAUGCAAACUUCAAGACAUGAAGAACCAGUUGGAGCAGGUGAACAGCACCAAUCGAAGCCUGCAGAACUACGUCUACUACCUCAAGGCCUCGUACACCAAUGUGUUCGGAGAUUCUGCAUUAACAAGCUCACUGAACAUCCCUAUGUAAAUGUACUUUUUCACUUUAAGUUCACGAUCAUUUUUAAAUACCUCACUCACAAUGACCUUUUAAUAAAAUACUAAUGAAAGAAAUCUCCAA